Rhizophagus irregularis DAOM 181602=DAOM 197198 is the source of this 1437-nucleotide messenger RNA. NCBI's taxonomy places the organism in Eukaryota, Fungi, Glomeromycota, Glomeromycetes, Glomerales, Glomeraceae. The record is from RefSeq and is a predicted model, not a curated record.
AUGUAUUUUCCAAAAAUUAAGACUUAUAUUACAUUAAAUUCCUAUUUAAAUUUUAGAGUAAAUGAUUUUAUUCUUGAAAAACAAUUGAGAUGGAUCCCUUUUAACAAGUUUAAAAAUGUUGAAUAUCUUAACGAAGGAGGAUUUGGUACUAUAUACAAAGCUAUUUGGGUAAAGAAUAAUGGAAAUAAAUAUAAAGAUAAUGAAGAUGAUGAAGAUAAUGAAGAUGAUAAAGAUGAUGAAGAUGAUGAAGAAGGUGAAGAUGAUGAAGAUGAUGAAGAAGGUGAAGAUGAUGAAGAAUAUAAAGAAUAUAAAGAAGAUGAAGAAGAUGAAGAAGUAAUUCUUAAAUGUUGCAAGAAAUUAAAUGAAAAUUUAAAUGAAUUUUUGAAAGAAUGGAAAUAUCAUACAAGUGUUUUAAGUUCAAAUGAUAUUAUAAAUUUUCAUGGAUUUACAGAAGAUCCAAAUACUUCAAAAUAUAUGGUAGUAAUGGAUUAUGCAAAUAAAGGUAGUUUAAGAGAAAAUUUAACAAGUAUAGUCAAAAAUAAUUGGAAUCAAAAAUUAUAUAUGUUGUACGAAAUUAUUUCUGGACUAAGUAAGAUACAUGGAGAAGAACUUAUUCAUUGUGAUUUUCAUGAUGGUAAUAUUUUAAAACAUAAUGAUGAGAAUAAGGAUAAAAUUUAUAUUAGUGAUUUAGGAUUAUGUCAACCUGCAAAAUCAUUUUUGAAAAAGUAUGAUAUUUAUGGUGUUAUACCAUUUAUGGCUCCUGAAGUUUUAAGAGGCAAAUCUUAUACUCCAGCUAGUGAUAUAUAUAGUUUUUCUAUGAUUAUGUGGGAGUUUACAUCUGGAAUACCACCAUUUAACAAUCGAGCACAUGAUCUUCAGCUUAGUUUAAGUAUUUGUAAAGGUGAACGUCCUGGAAUUAUUGAAAAUACUCCACAAUGUUAUGUAAAUUUAAUGAAAAAAUGUUGGAAUAAAAAUCCAUUAAAAAGACCAUCUACUUCAGAAGUGAAAGGUGUUUUUGAGAAUUGGAUUAUCCGUCCUUAUAAAAAUGAAGUCAGUAAAGAAUUAAAAAGCAACAUUAUGGAAUUUAUAAAUGCACCAAUUGGGCAUAACAAUCUUACUACUAAAUCUCAUCCUAAAGCAUGUUUUACAAGUCGCUUACUUGAUUUUACUAGUAAAAAAUUGAAUGAAAUUCUUGAAAGUGAAAAUUUACAAGCAUAUCAUAAAAGUCAUUCAGAUUUGAAUGAUUGUGUUAUUAAAGAUUUGAGGUCAUUAGAUGAGAAUAUUAAUAAAAAAUUGAAUGAAAUUCUUGAAAGUGAAGAUUUACAUGCUAGUGUAAAAGCAAAUGAAAUAAAUGAAAUGCUAGUAAGUGAAGAUUUGAAUAAUUAUAUAAUUAAGGAUCUGGGGUCAUUAGAUAUUAAAAAAGCAGAUGAAAAUUAA